AAUAUAAUAAAUGUGGAACAAAAUUAGCAGCCGUGUCUGGGGGUGGCAGCUGAAUCUGUGCGUCGCCAAAGUGGCUUUCCCGAAAAAAUUACAACUACAAGGACAAGGAGGCUGAGGCUGAGGCUGAGCAAAAUCUAUAAAUACGAAUCUCCACGAGCGAUUCAGAGAAUUAGAGAACUUUCGCUGCAAAUUUUCAACAAAAAUUUGAAUGUUCGAGGCUGCAGAAACCUAACCGACCUUUAUUGUCUUCUGUAAUCGAGUUGGCCCUGGGCGUGAGAAUUCUAUCUGCUGCUAUUGAUGGGUGCUCCGAAGCAGAAAUGGACUAGCCAAGAAGAAGCAGCCCUGAAGGCUGGAGUUGUCAAGCACGGAGCAGGAAAGUGGCGCACAAUACUGAAAGAUCCUGAAUUUAGCAAUGUUCUGUAUCUUCGUUCAAAUGUUGAUCUCAAGGACAAGUGGAGAAAUAUGAGUGUCAUGGCUAAUGGCUGCGGUUCCCGAGAGAAGACCAGGUUGGCUCUUAAGAGGCAACAUACUACUAAAAAGGAUGAGAUUAUUGUGGCUCAAAGUACUGCUGUCCAAAGUGAAGAUGAAUUAGCAGAUGCUAAGUCUGUUUCUCUUUCCUCGGAUAUCAAGCAGUUUUCUGGCCCAAACCGAUCAAAUGUAAGGUUUGACAAUCUUAUAAUUGAGGCAAUUACUACCUUGAGGGAACCUGGUGGUUCUAAUAAGACAGCUAUUGCUUCGUAUAUAGAGGAUCAAUAUUGGGCCCCUCCAGACUUCAAGAGGUCAUUGUCAACGCAAUUGAAGUAUUUAAUAGCUAGUGGUAAACUGGUUAAGGUUAAACGGAAAUAUAGGCUUGCUCCAACGGUGCCUUUAUCAGAGAGGAGAAACUCUAUGUUAUUGUUGGAGGACCAGCAAAGAGCUUCUAUUAGAGCUGACAAGGAUGAAAUGUGUACACUUGCAAAAGCUCAAAUCGAUUUAGAAUUAGCCAAGAUGAGAACCAUGAGUUCCCAAGAGGCAGCAGCAGCUGCUGCUCGAGCGGUUGCAGAAGCUGAAGCAGCAAUAGCAGAAGCUGAAGAGGCAGCAAGGGAGGCCGAGGCAGCUGAAGCCGACGCAGAAGCAGCACAAUCAUUUGCAGAAGCGGCAAUGAAGACACUGAAAGGAAGAAAUCUCCCAAAGAUGAUGAUCCGGGUUUGAUGGAAAGAAGAAACUGCUUUGGAGGAGUAAUGGAGCUGUUCUUUCAUGGAUCGAGAUACUGUUCUGCAUUCUCUGUCCAGUAGCAUUAUAAGCAACCUCUUCCACACCAUUUUCAGUUGCUUCUGGGCAACUCGAGCAAGCGAAUCAUGUCUGACUACAAGAACUCUAAUUUCACGCAGGAGGAAACAUUGUAUGGGUUUAGUUAGUUGCAUGUAAAAAUGUCUAUUGCUUGUAGCGUAGGAGAUCUGUGGGCUUAGAGCUUUGUUCUCUGAUGCUAAUGAAUUAUUGCCAUUGUUUAUUUACAUUUGGUCUGAACCUAUACUGGAAACUUUGGAGUCGUACUAAUGUAAACAAAGAAAAAGAUAGGUAAAUAAAUGAAUUUUUACCAAAGAAAA
This is a messenger RNA of Momordica charantia (bitter melon), 1586 nucleotides long. RefSeq names its product telomere repeat binding factor 1 (gene TRB1). The record is from RefSeq and is a predicted model, not a curated record. Gene Ontology annotation, molecular function: double-stranded telomeric DNA binding. Lineage: Eukaryota; Viridiplantae; Streptophyta; Magnoliopsida; Cucurbitales; Cucurbitaceae. Gene Ontology annotation, cellular component: nucleosome. Gene Ontology annotation, biological process: nucleosome assembly.